Neomonachus schauinslandi (Hawaiian monk seal) is the source of this 2086-nucleotide messenger RNA. RefSeq names its product kirre like nephrin family adhesion molecule 2 (gene KIRREL2). Bases 1 to 1890 code for a protein of 629 amino acids. Gene Ontology annotation, cellular component: cell-cell junction. Gene Ontology annotation, biological process: cell-cell adhesion. The transcript is spliced from 16 exons. The record is from RefSeq and is a predicted model, not a curated record. NCBI's taxonomy places the organism in Eukaryota, Metazoa, Chordata, Mammalia, Carnivora, Phocidae. Gene Ontology annotation, molecular function: cell adhesion molecule binding.
AUGCUGGUUCCCACUCUCCUCGUCCUCCUCUUCUGCCUCCGAGGGCAUGCAGGUCUAUUGCCCCAUUUCCUGCAACAACCAGAUGACCUUGUGGCACUGCUGGGGGAUGAGGCCCGGCUGCCCUGUGCCCUGGGUGAAUACUGGGGGCUGGUUCAGUGGACUAAGGAUGGACUGGCUCUAGGGGGUGAAAGGGACCUGCCAGGGUGGUCCCGGUACUGGAUAUCAGGGAAUGCAGCCAGUGGCCAGCACGAUCUUUACAUUAGGCCCGUGGAGCUAGAGGAUCAAGCUUCAUAUGAAUGUCAGGCUACACAAGCAGGCCUCCGCUCUCGACCAGCCCAACUGCUUGUGUUGGUGCCCCCAGAAGCCCCCCAGGUGCUGGGUGGCCCCUUUGUGUCUCUGGUGGCUGGUGUUCCUGCGAAUCUGACCUGUCGGAGCCGUGGGGAUGCCCGCCCCACCCCUGAGCUGCUGUGGUUCCGAGAUGGGAUCCGGCUGGAUGGGACCACCUUCCACCAGACCCUGCUGAAGGAAGGAACCACUGGAUCAGUGGAGAGCAUCUUAUCCUUGACUCCUUCCAGUCAUGAUGAUGGAGCCACCUUGGUCUGUCGGGCCCGGAGCCAAGCCCUGCCGUCGGGGAAGGAUACAGCUAUCACACUGAGCUUGCAGUACCCCCCUGUGGUGACUCUGUCUGCAGAACCACAGACUGUGCUGGAGGGAGAGAAGGUCACUUUUCUGUGCCAGGCCACAGCCCAACCUCCUGUCACUGGCUAUAGGUGGGCAAAGGGAGGCUCCCCGGUGCUCGGGGCCCGCGGGCCAAUGUUGGAGGUCGUGGCAGACUCCUCAUUCCUGACUGAGCCGGUGUCCUGCGAGGUCAGCAACGCUGUGGGUAGCGCCAACCGCAGCACCGCGCUGGACGUGCAGUUCGGGCCAAUUCUGCAGGCAAGGCCAGAGCCCAUGUCAGUAGACGUAGGGGAAGACGCUUCCUUCAGCUGUGCCUGGCGCGGGAACCCGCUCCCACGGGUAACUUGGACCCGCAGCGGGGACGCGCAGGUGCUGAGCUCCGGGCCCACGCUGCGUCUUCCGUCGGUGGGGCCCGAGGAUGCAGGCGACUACCUGUGCAGAGCUGAGCCGGGGCUCUCAGGCCUGGGCGGCGGCGCUGCGGAGGCUAGGUUGACUGUGAACGCUCCCCCAGUUGUGACUGCCCUGCAUUCUGCGCCCGCCUUCUUGAGGGGCCCCGCCCGCCUCCAAUGUCUAGUCUUCGCAACCCCAGCCCCAGAUGCCGUGGUCUGGUCUUGGGAUGGGGGCUUUCUCACAGCGGGGUCUCAGGGUCGGUUCUUGGUGGAGACGUUCCCAGCCCCAGAGGGCCGCCAGGAACAGGGCCCAGCCCUGAUCUCUGUGCUACACAUCUCGGGGACCCAGGAAUCCGACUUUAGCCGAGGUUUCAACUGCAGUGCCAGGAACCGGUUGGGUGAGGGAGGCACCCAGGUCAGCCUGGGCCGAAGAGACUUGCUGCCCACUGUGCGGAUUGCGGCUGGAGUGGCUGCUGCAGCCAUGACUCUUCUUAUGGUCAUCAUUGGGGUGACCCUCUGCUGCUGGCGCCAUGGCAAGGCCUCAGCCUCUUUCUCCAAGCAAAAGAACCUGGUGCGAAUCCCAGGCAGCAGAGAUGUCUCCAGUUCUCGGGGACCCGAGGAGGAGACAGGCAGCGGCGAGGACCGGGGCCCCAUUGUGCACACGGACCACAGUGACCUCGUUCUGGAUGAGGAGGGGGCUCUGGAGACCAAGGAUCCAACCAAUGGUUACUACAAGGUCCGAGGAGUCAGUCCACCCGCGUCUCCAGACUCAUGUAUGACACCUCUCCAAAUGAAGAGUCCUGGAAUCUUCGACUUGCCAUAAUGGAUUGUGCUGAUUUCUGAGGAAUCAGAACAAGUUGGUGACCUUCCUCCUCCAAAACUGAACAUUGAUGGGAGAGAAAGAUCAUUACAGUUAUCUGGAUCACUGGUGUACAGUGAGGUCAGCCAAAGGGGUUGCCCCAAGUGGGAGCAAGAUGGCCAUUUGACCAAUUAUUCCCCUGUGUAAAAGGGAUUCAAGA